CGUGCUCUACUCACCAUUGUGCUGCCCCUGCAUUGGCCUCGUACGUUCACCCGCUAAGCACUGACGUUCAGAUGGUGGGCAACACGGUCACUUGUAAAGGGCCAUCAUCCUUGGACGGCAGGAUGCGAGAGGGUCAACAAAUUUGCGAAGAGGUGACACGUGUAUGCUGCAGGCUGGAAGAGGAGGCAAGGCUCCUUGCUAUGGAGCUGAAAUUAGCUGGGUUGCCUGUUUGCUCUGCUGCCGCGGGAACAGCCGCCAUAGUUCGCUUGGCUGAUGAUUGUCACUGUGACAGUGAUUAUCUGGGCUUGAACCCUUCAUGCAGUGGAAGAGAUCCUCUGGAUAAAGACGAGAACGAGGGUCCUGAUGAUCGUGUUCAGCUCGACUCUGAGCGGAUGCCGCUCAUGACAACACCAGACAAUGAGAAUGUGACUGCUUCAGCUCGAUGUGCCGCUCAUCAGAUUAGCAGGGAUCCGCCCUAUCGCACAGCGCUUGCAAAUCAGAAGCUGUCGAAUAGUGCGUAUUCCAAAUGUGGCACUGAUGAACUCGGAAACCUAGCAGCGUCCAUGUUCGACGGAUGUGUGGAUGUGAUGGAUUGGUCUGACAUGGUUUGCGUGGAGGCAUCACAAUCACUCACUCCUCCCAAAGACGCCUGCCUGGAGGGGAUUAAUUACUUUCUUCCAGUGGACUCUUGGGAGCUCAAGGAACAGCUGAAGCGAAGAUAUGGAGACUACAUCCAAGGGCUGGAUAUGGAGUCCGUCAGGAGGAAGAAGAAGGUGGCGCUUCCGGCUGCAGCUAUCCACAUCCUCAAGGAAUGGUGGAAGAACCAUCUCGAUAAACCUUACCCAACAGAGAUGGAGAAGAGGGAAAUGGCCGUGGAGGGAUUGUUGACGAUGAAGCAGAUAAACUACUGGUUCAUAAACCAAAGAAAACGACACUGGUUGAAGAAGGCAAAAAGAGGGGAAAAGCCCAAGCACAAUGAGUGACUGAUGGGUUUUCGGCUUUUCCACACUUAGUCCACUUUGUGCUGUUGUGAUGUGGCCAGCUCG
This is a messenger RNA of Chara braunii, 1046 nucleotides long. The record is from the annotation of a GenBank genome assembly. NCBI's taxonomy places the organism in Eukaryota, Viridiplantae, Streptophyta, Charophyceae, Charales, Characeae.